Molecule: messenger RNA, 1419 nt
Organism: Lampris incognitus (smalleye Pacific opah)
Lineage: Eukaryota; Metazoa; Chordata; Actinopteri; Lampriformes; Lampridae
Product: clarin-3
Exons: 3
Coding region: 100-783 (227 amino acids)
Source: RefSeq, a predicted model, not a curated record
CUUUCGGGGCUUUCAGGUGGUCAUACUCUGUUUCAAAGACUUUGCGGAUACAAAUAUUAGGAGCCGGGACUUGGACUGAAUACCUGGAACACAAAGAUAAUGCCUUCCUCUAAGAAGAUUCUCCAUUAUACCUCCAGUGCGCUGGCGACCUCCAUUUCUGUGGGGUUGUUAGGAUACGCCUUGUCUACAGAAUGGGCCGAAACCACCAUGAGGUGCACCCCAAGCGGGAACGGCACAGCCGCGAUCAAGCUGGCGCUGUUUGUCGGAAACUCUGAACGGUUCUUUUGUCCCUAUUACGGAGGCUCUAGGGAUUUCCCAGUGUUCGCUCAGCUACAAAAACUGGGGGGAGUUCCUGUGGUCCUGCAUGGUGUGGUGUUGUGCUUGGUGGUCCUGUGUCUUCUAUUCUCUGCUGGCAGCAUCCUAGUCUCCCUCUACAACAGCGUCAGUAACCCUUAUGAGACCUACAUGGGGCCUAUAGGCGUCUACACCUGCAACUCGCUCAGCGCAUGCUUAGCAUUUGUGGUCCUCAUCUGCUUCGUGGCAAAUGUCCACCUGACCAACAUGGCGGAGGAACUAGUACAGACCUUUAUCGGGGAAGACCCUGUGGACCUGACUGAAAAAGUGACGGAGAUGAAGAUAGGAUACUACCUCCUCAUCCCUUACAUAACACUGACUCUCUUAGCCAUUGCCUUAAUCUUCAUAUAUGACCACGCUGCCUACACUCAUAAGAAAGAACAGCAGAGGCCCACCGAGGACGCACCCAAGGAGAUUAUGAUGUAUUAGAGCCCAUGGAGGGGAGUUGUGUUGUUUAUCCUUGCCAUCGGUGAAUCAAUCUUCAAACUUACAGAUGGACAAAGAGUAUUUCUUUUGAAAUGGAAAAUGUUCAUUUCAAUAGGAAGUCAUAGUCAUAGACUGAAUCAGAGGUAUGUACAGUAAUGUUUCAAUGAAUGUGUGUAUAGUUUGUUUUGUAUGUUAAGGCCUGCUUAACAAUUUGCAGGGGAUCAGUCUAGUCAUGCAGUUCUGGAGAACACUUUCUGGUCACAGGUCCCAUUUGUCUGAAUAACUGAUCGUCAACAACAGCACCGGCCCAAGCUUUUAUGGGGCCCUGAGCAGAAUUUGAUUUGGAGGGAGCACUCCCCCGCCCUCGGCGCCGCCAGUGCUAUUGACUGUUGUCAAUGCUUGAUCAUUCACACACCUACUGUAAAUCUAACACAGCCAUUAUCAGUUUUAUUAGUUGUAGUUGUGUUGCUUACGUAAUGCUAAUGUCAGCCUGGCAUGUUUUCACUUUUCUGUGGUUUUUAACCUUAAAAGUCAGCAAACUCACAAGAGUAGUCUGGUGUUAAUUUACACUUUAAUGGUCAUAGUGAUACAGUGCUUCGUGGCAUACUGAACGUGGUUGAUUAAAAAGUAACAAAAUAA